AUGGCUGCUUCUCGCGUCGUCGGCAUUGCGCUCCUGGUGUUUCUGGUCGUCGCCGCGGAGCUCGUAGCCAUGCCGGAAGCUCGCUUGAUCCAGCGCGCCAGCGCCGGCGGUGCGGUGACGAGUGACGGUGAAUCGGCUGGCCUCCGACGGCCGUCCAAGUGGAACAGGGGCAGGGUGCUCGGCGGAGAGAAGAGAAGCGUGCCCGGCGGCCCGGAUCCGCAGCAUCACAACUAG
This is a messenger RNA of Miscanthus lutarioriparius, 234 nucleotides long. NCBI's taxonomy places the organism in Eukaryota, Viridiplantae, Streptophyta, Magnoliopsida, Poales, Poaceae. The record is from the annotation of a GenBank genome assembly.